Molecule: messenger RNA, 1540 nt
Organism: Struthio camelus australis
Lineage: Eukaryota; Metazoa; Chordata; Aves; Struthioniformes; Struthionidae
Source: RefSeq, a predicted model, not a curated record
AUGCUCAGGCAGACAGCGACAGGUGUCGGGCGCCACCGGGUGCGUCCCCUCACAGGCCUGAUGGACGAUGAGGACAUCAAGCUCAUGCUGAAGGGCUCGCUGCUCUGGAAGAUCAAGUCGCCGCGGCGGGCCAAGGAGCGUCUGUACCGCUUGCAGGAGGACGGCAUGACCAUCUGGUUCGAGAGGCGCUUCCGGCGCCCUCACUCCAAGCAGAUCUGGACAGGCUGCCAGGCACUUUCCUUACCCGGGCGUACCUGGAUCCACGAUAUCCUGCAGCGAGCCGACAAGAACAAGGACAACAAGAUGUGUUUCCGCGAGAUCAAGAACAUGCUCCGGAUGAUCAACAUCAACAUGAAUGACAUCUAUGCCUACAAGCUCUUCAAGGAGUGCGACCGGUCUGGCGACGAGCGCCUGGAGGAGCGCGAGGUGGAGGAGUUCUGCCGGCGCCUGCUGCAGCGGCCGGAGCUGGAGGAGAUUUUUUGGCGCUACUCGGGUGAGGACUGUGUGCUGUCGGCCGAGGAGCUGCGGGAGUUCCUGCGUGACCAGGGCGAGGAGGCCAGCCCGCAGCACGCCCAUGCCAUCAUCCACGCCUACGAGCUGAAUGAGAAAGCCAAGCAGCAGGACCUCAUGAUGCUUGAUGGUUUCAUGAUGUAUCUGCUCUCUGCCGACGGGGACAUCCUCAACCAGGAGCACACCAAGGUGCACCAGGACAUGAGCCAGCCCCUGUGCCACUACUUCAUCUCCUCCUCCCACAACACCUACCUGACCAACAACCAGAUCGGUGGCACCAGCAGCACUGAAGCCUACAUCAGGGCGUUCAUGAAGGGCUGCCGCUGCGUGGAGCUGGACUGCUGGGAGGGCUCCAACGGGGAGCCCAUCAUCUACCAUGGCCACACGCUCACCUCCAAAAUCCUCUUCCGUGACGUCAUGGAGAGCAUCCGCGAUUAUGCCUUCAAGCAAUCACCCUACCCUGUCAUCCUGUCCCUGGAGAACCACUGUGGGCUAGAGCAGCAGGCCACCAUGGCCCGUCACAUGAAGGCAAUCCUGGGGGACAUGCUGCUGACGCAGCCACUGGAGGGGCAGGGCCCCAGGGGCCCCCCCGGGCCAGCCCUGCUGAAGGGGAAGAUCCUGGUGAAAGGGAAGAAGCUGCCAGACCUGCAGCAUGAGCCUCAGAGCAGCAGCUCCCUGUCAGACAAUGAGGAUGAGGAGGAGGAGGAAGAGGAGGAGGAGGAAGAGGGACUGCAGGAGAGAAGCAGCCGGCGGGAUGCUUCACAGGUGGCCCCGGAGCUCUCUGCCGUGGUGGUAUACUGCCAAGCCGUGCCCUUCCCUGGCCUGGCCCAGGCCCUGCGUGACCCACGGCCCUGCGAAAUGUCAUCCUUCAGUGAGAGGAAGGCUCGGAAGCUCAUCAGGGAGGCAGGUGAGGGUGAGGGGAUGGACACUGGUCCUGGGCUUGGCCAGGACGCAGGGCAACCAUGAGGUGGGGUGAACUGGGAUGCUCUGGGCUGUCGCCAGGUCUGUUCUGACGGCUGAUGCUUGGGAU